This is a messenger RNA of Didymodactylos carnosus, 1033 nucleotides long. The record is from the annotation of a GenBank genome assembly. Lineage: Eukaryota; Metazoa; Rotifera; Eurotatoria; Philodinida; Philodinidae.
UUAGUAAUAUUUGUAUUUUUAUCACUUGAUCCUUUUCAGAGUUCAUAAUGUCUCUCGUACUUCAUCAUCACCUGUACCAUCGAUCGUUGUGUCAAAUUACACUGACAAAUCGUUUGGCAAUGCAUCAUACUCAUUAAAAUUCUCAUUACCAGAUCAAACAUAUUUAGCUUUGUCACAUUGCGAUACAAACAUAAUGAUGAAUAAUUCAUCAACAUCUCAUCGUGUUCUAAUUGACAAUCAAUUGUAUACUUUUCCUGAUAUUGAGCAACGAUAUUUUUCUCAGCGAAUAUCAAGUGGUCACUGGUGGCCAACGACGUGUCAGCCACGUCAACGUCUAGCAAUUAUUGUUUCCUAUCGUAAUCGAGAUAUUCAUUUAAAGUUAUUUUUAAAUAAUCUAAAUCCAUUUUUACAACAACAACAGCUCGAUUAUACAAUUUUUGUUGUUAAUCAACAUGAUGAUAAUCUCUUCAAUCGUGCGAGAUUAUUUAACAUUGGAUAUAUUGAAGCAAUGAAACUUAAUAACUAUACGUGCUUUAUAUUUCACGAUGUUGAUCUUCUACCAGAAGAUGAUCGUAACGUGUAUCAAUGUAGUGAUCAACCACGUCAUCUGGCAGUGGCUAUUGAUAAAUAUACUUAUAAACUUCCCUAUUCCACAUACUUUGGUGGUGCAGCAGCAUUUCAGCAACGUGAUUACGUUGAUGUUAAUGGACAUUCAAACAUUUUCGAGGGAUGGGGAGGUGAAGACGAUGAUAUUGGUCUGCGUGUUUUACGACGAUUAAAGAAGGACAUUAUUCGCUAUCCAAUGGAGAUUGCCCGAUAUAGAAUGAUUCGAGAUCGAGGACACGUAGCGAGUACUGUUAAUCCGAAUAAUGUAAAGAUUUUACAAUCAAACUAUAAUUAUGACUUAGAUGGUUUGAGCACGACAUCCUACACAUUGAAUAACAUCAGAUAUUAUAAAUUAUUUACUCUUAUUAACGUAACACUGGCUGCAGUCAAUUGGACACAAGUUCAGACGAUAUUAAAAAUUUCAUAG